UUGAACUUCCUUACACAACUGGAGCAACGCGAUUAAUAUUAAGCAGAAUGAUACCCAUAUUUAAAAUUUUGUUAAAAGAAAUUAUUAUUAUUAUUAUUAUUGGAUUGACAUUCGUUUGGAGUGUAAACGGUAAACAACUGAUUGUGCAUGAAAACACGAAUAUAACGACAAAUGGAACACUACACACCACUUCGAGCAUAAAUACAAUAAUCGACGGAAGGGUUGGUGCAGCGGAAUCAUGCAACUGCUGUGCAAUACUUGACAGACCGUCAUGGCUGCAAUUGAAUCUGGGAAGACCGUAUUUCCUUCAGGAAAUAGAAAUAUUUGGCAACUAUGAUGGAUAUAUUUGGCAGUUUGAAAAUGUAAUCAUUGAAUUUGGACUUUCCGUUGAAAGACUUGCAAGACUUGCAAGCUACGAAUUAACACGAAAUGAAACAGGCGAAAUACAAAUUAAACGCCCACCUUACGAUGCUGUUCAGUUCAUUCGUAUUGUUGGGCCAUAUCAAUCAACAAACCACACAUCUAUGACUUUGUGUGAAAUUAAACUAUAUCAGCAAACAGAGAUAAACAUUAUAACACAAAAUAUGAGCACGAGCCAGUCCGAAACAUAUUAUAAUUGCAGCGCCAAUAAUGCCAUUAAUGGUCUAUAUCAUUUAACCUUCGAUUUCGACGAAAUUGUAUUAUGCCACAUAUGUAGUGCGUCGAUGGGUUACGAGCGGUAUCCAUGGUGGCAAGUUGACUUGGGAGAAACGGUGAUGGCACAUAGUGUCAGAGUUCACGGACGCUUUGAACCUCAUGCUGAACAAAGUGCAAAUCUCCAAGUAUUUAUAAGCAAUAUGACACAUGAUUUUACAAAUGGUACAUUCGUUGGAACCAUUGCAGAGUCCGGCAUUGUGAACGGCUCAGUAUUGUUUUUCAACCUUCGAAUUUUCAAAUACUUGACAAUUUUGCGACGUAUGCCUUCUGUGAUGGUACUUUGUGAGGUAGAAAUUUACCAUGCAGAGUGUCCAUUCGGACAACACGGUAUGUUGUGCCGACCUUGCUCACAUUGCAAAGAUUCAAUAUGUGACGCCAUUUUUGGCAGUUGUACAAACGGCUGUGGGCCUGGGUGGAAGACAUCAUUAUGUACUAACGAAUGCGACGACGGCAAGUAUGGCAUAAACUGCACAAACACAUGCAGCCCUUCCUGCAUUGAUCCAAGUUCGUGUAACAAAGUUAAUGGAACAUGUAAUGGUGGAUGUCGCCCUGGAUAUCAGUACCUGAAAGACACAACUUGCAUGUCUGAAUGCAGCGACAGAACUUAUGGGUUAAACUGUUCAGAAACAUGCAGCCCUUACUGUAUUGAUCCAAGUUCGUGUAACACAUUAAAUGGAACAUGCAAUGGUGGAUGUCGUCCUGGAUAUGACUACCUGAAAGACUCGUCUUGCAAUUUGGAAUGCAGCUAUGGCUGGUAUGGGUUAAACUGCACACACCAAUGCAGCCCUUACUGCAUUGAUCCAAGUUCUUGUAAGAAACAAAAUGGAACAUGCAAUGGUGGAUGUCGUCUUGGAUAUGACUACCUUAUGGACCCGACCUGCAUGUCUGAAUGCAGCGACAGAACUUAUGGGUUAAACUGUUCAGAAACAUGCAGCCCUUACUGCAUUGAUCCAAGUUCGUGUAACACAUUAAAUGGAACAUGCAAUGGUGGAUGUCGUCCUGGAUAUGACUACCUGAAAGACUCGUCUUGCAAUUUGGAAUGCAGCUAUGGUUGGUAUGGGUUAAACUGCACACACAAAUGCAGCCCUUACUGCAUUGAUCCAAGUUCGUGUAACAAACAAAAUGGAACAUGCAAUGGUGGAUGUCGUCCUGGAUAUGACUACCUUAUGGACCCGACCUGCAUGUCUGAAUGCAGCUAUGGUUGGUAUGGGUUAAACUGCACACACAAAUGCAGCCCUUACUGCAUUGAUCCAAGUUCGUGUAACAAACAAAAUGGAACAUGCAAUGGUGGAUGUCGUCCUGGAUAUGACUACCUUAUGGACCCGACCUGCAUGUCUGAAUGCGUUGACAGCACGUAUGGGUUGAACUGCACAAAGUCGUGCAGCCCUAAUUGCGCUGAUGCACGUUCGUGUAACAAAGUUAAUGGAACAUGCAAUGGUGGAUGUCGUCCUGGAUAUGACUUUUUUACAGACUUAACGUGCAUGUCUGAAUGCGACGAUGGCAAUUAUGGAUUGCACUUUUCACAUAACUGCAGUCAGUAUUGUUCAGGUAUUCACUCAUGCAACAAACAAGAUGGAAGUUGUAUAAGAGGAUGUCUGCCUGGCUUUGACUUUUCCAAAGAUGCGACAUGUUUUUCAGCAUGCGACGCAGGAAAAUAUGGAAUAAAUUGUUCACAUUCAUGCAGCCCUUACUGUGCUGAACCUCGCUCGUGUAACAAAAUGAAUGGAACUUGUAUUGGUGGAUGUCGUCAUGGAUAUGACUACCUUAAAGACUCCUCUUGCAAUUCAGCUUGCGAACUAGGAUACUUUGGACUAAACUGCACUUCCCCAUGCCACUGCAAAGAAGGACUUCAAUGUGAUCAUGUAUCUGGAAUCUGCUCUGUGCCAAAAUGCCUACCCGGCUGGACUGGCAAAAACUGUAGUAUAAAACAAGUGACACAACCUUCUUCGAACUAUCAUGCAAUGACAUCUUUGCCGACGUUCUCAAGAACUACAACAACUGAGGCAACAUCACAUCAAAUACAUGCACCCUUUUCUGCAAUAUCGUCAACGCAAGACAAAUAUAUUCAACUACUAUUGAUUGUUAUAUCAGUGAUCUCUACUAUCCUGGUGCUUUUUAUGGCAGGUGUGAUUCUGUAUUGCAUAGUUCGUACAAAGCGCACGAAAAAGAGAUCAUCUGCCCACUUAGAAAAUAAAACAAAGUCGACCAACCUGUCGUCUACUUCCGGUAAUGAGUACGAUGACCUGUCAACAACAGCGCGUGCGUCUGACAAUUAUGAACAUCUUCAAAUGAGAACGCAUCUUAGGCACACGUAGGUCAAGGCUGUUUGAAAGGAACCAUAGUUGGAUUAAAACAACAGUCACACCAACAAUUCAUUAAUCCAAGUUUUAUCUUUUUGCGUACAAUAUCUGUCAGCUGUUGUGUAUGAAUAUUUGUUGUCAUUCAAGCACCGUGUAUUUUUGCAUUUUGUAAGAUGCAAUGAAAUAUCUGUCAUGAAGGUACAUAACUGCAAGCCUCUUAACAUCUUAAGAAAACAUUGUAACAGCUCAGUCCUUAAAAUAUGUGAAUCCUUUUCUCCCCAAAUAUGCAUGUUCGUGGUAUAAACCUUUAUGAAAAGUGAAUGACAAUAUAAUUUAGAGGAAAGAUGUAUACAUUAAUGUAAGUCUGGAGUCGGUAAUUUCUGGCUUAAUUUCCAUUUGUUAAAAGAAUGUAGACAAAGAUCGCAUAACGACGAUUUACUUCCAUGUUGUUUCUUUACGCACAGUCAUGUACUUUAUUUCGGGGAAGCACUGUUUUGUUAUGAGUUAUUUCUUGUAAAUAUACAUAAAGGGAUCACAAAAAUGGCAAUUUUAACAUAAUAUUAAAAUAAUAUGAUGGGUGUGGCCAUUUUCGUAAAAAAAACUAAUCGUGCUCGGAGGUUAAGUGGUUCAAUAACAACAGACGUGGUCUACAUGAAAGAUGUGCGGUAUGAAAUUCAUUAUCGUGAACGUGUACAUGUAUUUCUAUUUAUUUACUUUUACGUCUGCCAUUAACUGGAUUGUCAAUGCAUUUAUAACACUAUUUACAGUCGAAACGUGGUUUAUGAUAUACGCUAGUAAGAAUUAUUAUUGCAUCUCAUCAUAUGUCAUUGAACAUGGAUUGCACAUACUAUGUUGAAAAUUGAAUGUUUAUAAUUUAAAAUUUACUCAUAUUAUUUUCUCCAUCAUGUCUCCAUCGUGUCAAUACUAUUCCAAAACGUAAAAGUGUAAUUACAUGUACCAUAAACUAAUGCAAAAAGAUAUAUGCAGAGUUAA
Dreissena polymorpha is the source of this 3989-nucleotide messenger RNA. RefSeq names its product multiple epidermal growth factor-like domains protein 11. Gene Ontology annotation, molecular function: scavenger receptor activity. The transcript is spliced from 19 exons. Lineage: Eukaryota; Metazoa; Mollusca; Bivalvia; Myida; Dreissenidae. The record is from RefSeq and is a predicted model, not a curated record. Bases 48 to 3011 code for a protein of 987 amino acids.